UAAACUUGCAGCCUCAGAGGGCACGGGAGGCAGGAGGACGUCAGCGACGCGCGGUCGAGCCUCCAGCCCGCCCCUCGCGCGCCUCUCGCUCCCUUCCCGUUGACGCUGCGACGGUCCGGCAGCGCUCCGACACAUUCACGCGCGCGCUGCCGAUCGCCGUCUCCACCCAGCCCAGCCCCGAACAUGGCGGCUCUCAAACGUCUCUCCGCCUGGCCCUGGCUCUGCGCCUCCACCUGCCGCUCCGGCGGCGUCUGGUCCAAGGGAUGUGUUGGCUACUUUUCAACCAGUACACAUCGCCAUACCAAAUUUUAUACAGAUCCAGUGGAAGCUGUAAAAGACAUCCCUGAUGGUGCAACGAUUCUGGUUGGUGGUUUUGGGUUAUGUGGGAUUCCAGAGAACCUUAUAGGAGCUUUACUAAAGACUGGAGUAAAAGGGCUGACUGCAGUCAGCAACAAUGCAGGGGUUGACAACUUUGGCUUGGGCCUUUUACUCCGAUCCAAGCAGAUAAAACGCAUGGUGUCUUCGUACGUUGGAGAAAAUGCAGAAUUUGAACGACAGUACUUGAGUGGUGAAUUAGAAGUAGAGCUGACACCUCAGGGCACGCUUGCGGAGCGGAUUCGUGCAGGUGGGGCUGGCGUUCCUGCAUUUUACACCAGCACCGGGUACGGGACCCUGGUGCAACAAGGAGGGUCACCGAUCAAAUACAACAAGGAUGGCAGCAUUGCCAUUGCCAGUAAGCCAAGAGAGGUGAGGGAGUUUAAUGGCCAGCAUUUUAUUUUGGAGGAAGCAAUUACGGGAGAUUUUGCUUUGGUGAAAGCCUGGAAGGCAGACCAAGCAGGAAAUGUGAUUUUCAGGAAAAGUGCAAGGAAUUUCAACUUGCCGAUGUGCAAAGCGGCAGAAACCACAGUGGUGGAGGUUGAAGAAAUUGUGGAUAUUGGAUCAUUUGCCCCAGAAGACAUCCAUAUUCCUAAGAUUUAUGUACAUCGCCUUAUAAAGGGAGAAAAAUAUGAGAAAAGGAUUGAGCGUUUAUCAGUCCGGAAAGAGGAAGAUAUAAAAGCCAAAUCCGGUAAACCUGGAGAUAAUGUAAGGGAACGUAUCAUCAAGCGGGCAGCUCUUGAAUUUGAAGAUGGCAUGUAUGCUAAUUUGGGCAUAGGAAUCCCGCUUCUGGCCAGCAACUUUAUAAGCCCAAAUAUCACAGUUCAUCUGCAAAGUGAAAAUGGAAUCCUGGGUUUGGGUCCAUAUCCGCUACAAAAUGAAGUUGAUGCAGAUCUAAUCAACGCAGGCAAGGAAACAGUUACUGUUCUUCCAGGAGCCUCUUACUUCUCCAGCGAUGAAUCAUUUGCAAUGAUUAGAGGGGGCCAUGUGAAUCUAACAAUGCUAGGAGCAAUGCAGGUUUCCAAAUAUGGUGACCUGGCUAACUGGAUGAUACCUGGGAAGAUGGUGAAAGGAAUGGGAGGGGCUAUGGAUCUCGUGUCCAGUGCUAAGACCAAAGUGGUGGUCACCAUGGAGCAUUCUGCAAAGGGAAAUACACAUAAAAUCAUGGAGAAAUGUACAUUGCCACUGACUGGAAAGCAAUGCGUCAACCGCAUCAUUACUGAAAAGGCUGUGUUUGACGUGGACAACAAGAAAGGACUGACUCUGAUCGAACUCUGGGAAGGCCUGACCGUGGAUGACAUCAAAAAGAGCACUGGGUGUGAUUUUGCAGUUUCACCAAAACUCAUACCAAUGCAGCAGAUCACAACUUGCAAUGUGGAAUAGACAUUUCUCCCAGGUUGUGUGUUUCUCAUUUUAACCACAUAGGAUUUCAUUGAAAGGACAUCAGUAAUCAUAAUUGUAUAUCUAAGAAGCAGUUUUGACUAGUUUUCUUCCAGCAUUUUACACUGUAGCAGCCAUGUAGUCUUUAUUCUCUCUAGUGUGCUAUAAAGUUUUAAUGAAAGACAGAUAUAUAUAUAUAUAUAUAUAUAUAUAUAAUAUAAAUGAUUAUCUUACUUGUUUUAUGAUCGCUUUGAAGGCUUAUCUUUACAACUGGUGCUCACAUUGGAUUUAUCUUUACCUUUUGUGAUAUGUACACAAAAUUGUACCAAGAAGGGCCCUUAGGAAGACUUUCACUGAUGUGCUGUCCCUCCCAACUAAAUCAUGACGUAUAGAAAAAAAGAAUGAGGGAGAUAAAGAACUCCACCCAGAGUAUACCCAAGGCAGCAUUGCACUAGUGCUGAAUGAUAACAUCUGUGUGAAUUUUGAGUAGGAGAAAUGCUGUCUUAAUGAUUAUGUUUUUCUUUUGGCCUCCUCUGACUUUUCUUUUAGAGCCUCUGAUUUUGUGAUUGCAUCUUGUUUCCCUAAAGCAUCCCUUCUCCUCCCACACUUUCUACAACUAAAUCGAUGUUCAGUAAGGCAAACAGGAACAUCUCUGUGUGGGAGAAGUAACUGGUUCAUGGGGAGAGACCAGAGUGUGUAGGGUCUGCUGGUGCUGACAUCUCACCAACAGGUUGCCUUUAUAAACCAAGCAACCAUUUGUGCUUUGCCAAAGACGAAGGUUUAUUAUGAGAAGAGGGCUAUAAACCUAACUGAUCUAGUCAGUUUUCUCAUUUUAAAAUAAUGCAGUAUUUCUGUGUAUCCAGAGGGGUCCUUAAGAGGCUUUCUCUAUGUGAUUGAGGUACAGUGGGCUACUCCUUCAAGACUUCCUUUUAAGCCACAAGGGGCUAUGGGAUAAUUUAUCAUGAUUCCUGUCACAGUGACAACAGAGUUUAAAAUAUUUUUUUCUUUUCAGGAUCUCUUAUUUUUGUUCAGAAAAAUUUAUUUUUUUUUUUUAAUUUUUAAUGUUUAUUUCUGAGAGAGAGAGAGCACAAGCAGAGGAGGGGCAGAGAGAGGGAGACACAGAAUCCAAAGCAGCUCCAGGCUCUGAGCUCUCAUCACAGAGCCUGACGUGAAGCUCGAGCUCACGAACCGUGAGAUCAUGACCUGAGCCAAAUUCGGAUGCUCAGUUGACUGAGCCACCCAGGCACCCCUGUUCAGAAAAGUUUCUAAAAAUUGAAUGCCUUUUUCUACAGAGCACUAUUCUUUCUUCUGCCCAGGCUACUUCCUUGAACAAACUACUUUUAAUUCAGCUUUAUCCAAAUAAAGGAAAUACUGACAAGUAAAUCUAGGAUUUGAAGAGCAGGGAACUUUUAGUGUUAGAAAAUAAACAUGGUAAGGGUGCCUGGGUAGCUCAGUCAGUUAAGCAUCUGACUCUAGAUUUCAGCUCAGGUCUUGAUCUCGCAGUUCAUAAGAUCAAGCCCCACAUGGGGCUCUGUGCUGACAGCAUGGAACCUGCUUAGGAAUCUCUCUCGUCUCUCUCUGCCCCUCUCCUGAUCACAUAUGUGUGUCUGUGCACAUGCAUGCUCGCUCGCUCUCUCUCCCUCUCCUUCCCUCUCUCUCUCCCUCUCAAAUAAACGUAAGAAAAGAAACGAAACAUGGUAGAGUGGGUUUUGUAAGGAACUUUUCCUCAGAAGUAUCCUCCCUACCAAAUAGUCACCCUGUGGGCAUCCCAGGCAUCCUAGGUAUCAAAUGGGAGAAAUAGACCAGGUACCCUGAAGACAGGUCAGACAGCUGUUCUCCAGGCAGAUAUAGGCAUAGUACAGUGCAAUAUAUCAUUCCUCUGGCACCAGAUAUGUAUAUAGGAAUUGAUGUGUAUUUUUAGGUGAUAGUUAGCAUCGAAGCUCCCUUUCUGUUUAGGUACAACUACAAUUGUGUCAUGUAUGGCAUUAGAGGAGAGAGGCUUUUUUUUGUAUCACACUCUCUAUCUAAAAGAGUCUUGGUGGCUGCGGGAUUGAAGGCAUACUGUCCCAAUACUGGUAAAAAGGCCUCUUCUUGGAAUUUGUGAGGUCCAGAGAAUAAUACAUAUCUUAGAAUUAUAAUUUGGUAAAAUGUAUGUUAUUGACAGUUGCUAUAUUUGCAGACUUAGUUGCUUAUUAUUCUAUUUCAUUACUUUAAGAUAAUGUGAUUCUAAGAGUGUCCCCAACUUUGAAUGGUAAAACCUAAGUAGAUGACUUUAUAUUCUUGAUUAAAGAGUGCCAUGGAUAAAAACACAAUAAGAAAUACAGUAAAUAUCCUGAAUUGAUAUA
Messenger RNA from Neofelis nebulosa (Clouded leopard), 4100 nucleotides. RefSeq names its product 3-oxoacid CoA-transferase 1 (gene OXCT1). NCBI's taxonomy places the organism in Eukaryota, Metazoa, Chordata, Mammalia, Carnivora, Felidae. Gene Ontology annotation, biological process: ketone body catabolic process. Gene Ontology annotation, molecular function: succinyl-CoA:3-oxo-acid CoA-transferase activity. Gene Ontology annotation, cellular component: mitochondrion. The record is from RefSeq and is a predicted model, not a curated record. The transcript has 17 exons. Bases 184 to 1758 code for a protein of 524 amino acids.